AGUGGUAGGUACUCACAGAGGUGUUUUUUGAUCCUGUGUCUUGCACCACUGAGUGAGGUGGGGCUGCUCUGGUUUACAGGCCCCGGAGCUUGGCUGAGCCAUGGCCCAGGUUAAUAGGUUGUCCAGAAAGGUGGUGGGUGCCCCAUCCAUGCAGACACUGCACGUCAGGCUGGUCGGGGCUCUGAGUACCUGAUCAGCUGUAGGCGUCCCUGUUCAGUGCAGGGGAGUUGGACCAGAUGGCCUUGAAGGGUCCCUUCCAACUCAAAUGAUUCUAAUUCUCUGGCUGGGGCUGAAGGUACUCCAGCGGUGAGAGGGCAUUGUGGAGUGGGUCAGUUGUGAGCUGUGUUUGUGCUGUCUGCUAGUGCUAAAAGCCACGCUGUGGUGACAUCUCCAGCCCAGUGUGGCUGCCAGGCCCACAGCAGCCUGAGUGCAUCCCUGAUGCACAUGUUUGGAGUGUGCUGCUCCCAGCACCUGAGGCGCAUCUAGGCUAGCACUUCCUGCUUCCUUGUUGAAGUGAAGGAUCUGGGGGUGCUGGUUUACAACCAGCUGAACAUGAGCCACCAGUGAGCCCAGGUGGCCAAGAAAGCCAAUGGCUUCUAACAGAAAUAGUGCAGCCAGCAGGAGAAGGGAGCGGUGUCUGGAGCAUGUCCUGUGGGCACUGGUUGAGGGAACAGGGAUGGUUCAUUCUGGAGAAGAGGAGGUGCAGAGGAGACCUUAUCGCUCCCUACACACCCUGGAAGGAGGUUGUGGUGAGGCAGAGGUCAGCCUCUGCUCCCAGUAACAGCGAUAGGAUGAGAGGGAGUGGCCCCAUGUUGGAUCAGGGGAGGUUCAGGUUGGAUAUUAGGAAAAAUCUUGUCUCCAAAAGAGCAGUGAUGCACAGAUGCACAGGGAGUGGUGGGGUGACCAUCCCUGGAGGUGCUCGAGAACAGUGGGGAUGUGGCACUGAGGAUGUGGUCAGUGGGCACGGUGGGCUGGGCUGGGGUUGGAACUUAGAGCUCUUUUUUAGCCUUAAUGAUUCUAUGAAGUGCCCUGCUGGGUACCGGGGGCUGUGUGUGGAAAUGCGUUUGGAAAAUACAAAACUAAGGCAGAAAAAAAAAAACAAAACAAAAACCCACAGAGGAUGGCAGAUGUGCAACGAAGAAGAGGCGGAGGGAAAAACAUAUUGAAGAAACGUUGCUAAUGUAAUGAGGGGGACUGCAGGAGCUGCCUGAGUCACGGGGCCGCGGGGCUGAGCGGCGCCGCGGGGCUGGAGGACGGCGCUGCAGUGAGGGCUGUGCAAUGGCGCCCCCUACCGGCCGGCGGUGAAGCAGCGCGGGGCCGGCAGCGCUCGGGCGGCAGAGGGGGGAACGUGGGAGCGGGCGUUGCCGAGGGGACGCUGACUCCGCUUCUCCUUCCUUUCCCCGGGUGGCAAUAAGGAAACAGGAUAGCGGUCAGCCAGGGAGUGUGCCCGGGAAACACACUUUCGGGAGCCACCCUGUGAGAUCGGAUUGAUUUUUCUGUUUUCAAGGAAGAAGUACAGUAGGCGGUAGGCUGUCUUGGUUUCCCAUUGCAGGAAAAAGGAAAGGGCUUUAGCUCACAGGCACCAAUAUGCAGAAUGUGUGUGCUUUCCUGGAAGUGAGGUGGCACUCUUCAAAGAAAUGAGAUGAUCUGCCCAUGAUCUGCUCUGUAAUCUCCCUCCUCAGCUGGUGAAAGCUUAAUACAGCAGAAAACAGAUAGUUCACCUCCAAGGAGGAUUCUUUCUCUUGGAAAGGGCUCUCAGCUGUGCAUUUAUGUGGGUUUUGAGGCCGCAGGGGAAAUGGCUGUGAAGGAUUUGAACCCUGUCCAUAUCUAGGGUUCUUUUUCCAAAAAAGACACAUAGGAACCAGAGUCACCUUUGGCUGUGCUAACAGCUUCAUAGGACCUGCAUGGAGCUGAGUGCCGACCAAAGUCUGCAUGACAUUUAUUUCUGCUAUCACUGGGUUGGUUGGGUUAAUCAUUGCCAUCUCUUAUUUAGGUCGCAAGUAAGUCCAUGGAAUCUUAGAGUAAAUAUUUUAAAUACAAAUCGAUGAGGCUUCAAGGGACCCAAGAAAUGUAAAAUGAAGGCUUGGGUUCCCUUCCACCUCCACUCCUAGAACCAUAGGGUUCAGGGUAAUUGGAGACGACACACUCCUGUUUGUCUCGUCCCGCCUGCAGCUCCCACCAGCAGAUGCACCUAUCUGCCAAAACCACAAACCCAGGCUGCUGUACCUCAUGUCCAUACAUGUUGCAUUCAGAUAAGAACGAGGCACAACACUGACUAAUGCUGCUCCCUUUUUGGAAGGAAAAUGCCAAAAGCUGUUUGAGACAGAAUAGAAGUGCCAGCAUUGCGUGAUCAGUGAACAGCCAGCAGCAAAAGUGGCAGCUCAAGCCUCUCCCAGUGUGUUCCUCCAGGAUGGGAGCUGUGUUCACACCCACCAGCAUCCGGCAUACAGAGCAGGGUGUAGGGAAGCAGUUGUGUCUUCUAUUCUGCCCGCUGUUCCUAACAUACCUAUGGCCUCUUUGUGCCCUCUGUCAGAAGAAAUCCUCAGCUGGAGUAGAUUUCAGUGGUGACAGAUUGAAGCUGUUUGACCAGAUGAUGGCACACAACUGUCGCUGAGACGCGGCACCUGUGGCUUCGCAGCGCUUUGGCUUUGGCCAUAUGUGGGAGCACUGCUGCCUUCUGGCUUGGCCUUGUUGCUGGGUGUUGGGAUGCAGAGCAGGGAUGAGGGAUGGGAAGGAGUGACUGAAGUAAGUGGUGUCCCCAGGAAGUUCUGUUCUGCUGUGUUUUACAGCCUAGGGAGAAGGUGAUCGGGGAAAAGGUGAUAUUCUGGUUUAUGGAAAAUAAACAUGGGGUAGCACUGCCAUGUGCACCGAGGAGGAGGAGGUUGGGCAGGUGUCUGCAAGAGUGAGGAGCGUGGGCCAUGCCAGAGGGGUAAAUGCAUGUGGAUUUCUUUGAGGUACUUUCUGAAGGGAAUUCUCUGGCUCUGCAUUCAGGUUAGCCUGGUGACAUGAGGCGAGGCGACAGACACUUCUCUGUUCAUCCGCUGUCAUGGGGGAUGUUUGGGUUCUGAUGUUCCCCAUAGAAAGCUGUAGGACAGGGCACCCCAUGGGAGCACACACUGUGCCUGGGGACCCAAAACGAGCCCUGAACCCCACAGUGUAGCCGGGUCUUCUGAGUCCCCAGGGAAACCCCCGGGAUGCUGGGCCAGCCCCAGCGGCUCGGAGCCUGGCAGGGGGGCUCUCCCCAGCCCCAGCAUCUGGACGCCGGCCGCGGAUGUCAGUCCGGGCUGGAGGGAUCGUUCCCGGCUGGGAGGAGCCAGCAGCAGCCGGAGCUGCUGUAAACAGUGCGGGCACCGCCGGCGGCUGGAAGAUGGAUAUAAAUAGGGAGGCAGAGGGGAGGCAGCCGGAGUGGAGGAGCGGGAGCUGCCUGCGCCUGCCUGCCCCUACCUCUGCCUCUGUCCUUGCCCAGCAGCCGUGUCGGGAGCUCCCGGGAGGCGGCCGCCAAAGUUUGCGGCCCCGCGCUGCCGGCAUUGGGUAUCCAAGGUAUCUACCCAGAGAAAUCGUGAAGAAUGGCUCUACCUACCUCCAAGUAUCUGGCUGAAAGCCUUGUUUUUUUUCUUCUAGUAGCGUCUUCUGCAAGCACAGCAGAAGCAGCUGUGGCAUGUCCUGACAAGGAUCCUGAGCUAGAAAUCUGGAACCCAGGUCACAAUGAAGAAAACCACAUCGAAAUCCGCAAUGGCAGGAAGCUCCUCCUCUCAUCUUCAGCAACUGUCCACUCAAUCCACAUCAUGGAUGGAGGAAAACUGAUCAUUAAAGACGAUGUACAGCCUGUCAUUUUGCGUACUAGAUAUAUACUCAUUGAAAAUAAUGGAGAGUUACGGAUCGGCAGUGAGAUGUGCCCUUACCAAGGCAAUGUGGUUAUCAUCUUAUACGGGAGAGCGGAUGACGGCAGCGAGCCCAAUCCCUACUUUGGGCGGAAGUACAUUGGUGUGAGUGAGGGUGGCAUUCUUGAGAUCCAUGGCAAGAAAAAGCUGUCCUGGACUUUCUUAAACAAGACUCUUCAUCCUGGUGGCAUGGAAGAAGGAGGAUAUUACUUUGAAAGGAGCUGGGGCCAUCGGGGUGUCAUUGUCCAUGUGAUUGACCCAAAGAUGGGGGCCGUUGUCCAUUCAGACCGAUUUGAUACCUACCGAGCAAAAGAGGAAAGCAAACGUCUUGCCCAGUAUUUGGACAGAGUUGCGAAUGGCAUGAUCCUGUCAGUAGCAGUGAACGACGAGGGAUCCAGAAACUUGGACGACUCAGCCAGGAAAGCAAUGACCAAACUGGGCAGCAAGCAUUUCCUCCACCUUGGGUUUAGGCAUCCAUGGAGUUUUAUCACCGUUAAAGGAAAUCCCUCCUCUUCUGUUGAGGACCACAUUGAAUAUCAAGGUCACAAAGGGUCAGCUGUGGCCAAAGUAUUCAAACUAUUCAAAGCUGAGAAUGGAGAACUCUUUAAUGUCUCUUCGACUAGUGAGUGGGUUCAAGAUGUAGAAUGGACAGAGUGGUUUGAGAAGCCCGAGAAAGCAAGAUCUAAAGACAUGGAGAAGCUUUCUGACUUCAAAGCUGCUCACCCUGAUAAAAUCUGUAGGCAGCCCAUUGACAUCCAGGCAGAGACCCUCGAUGGAACUAUUUUAACCACUGAGGUUUUCUACAAGAACGGCCACGACUAUCGGUUUCUUUGCCAUGGCAAGGACCAGACAGGUGAAGGUUGCCAGAACUACAGAGUGCGGUUCCUGUGUGGCAGCUCUGUGAAACCAAAGCUUACAGUAACCAUUGACACCAACGUGAACAGCACGGUGCUGAAUCUGGUGGAUGAUGUGAGCUCAUGGGAGCCUGGAGACAGGAUUGUGGUUGCAAGCACUGACUACUCCAUGUACCAGGCGGAGGAGUUCCAAGUACUGCCAUGCCCAUCUUGCAGACCCACCCAGGUCAAGGUUGCAGGGAAAGCAGCGUACCUCCACGUUGGCGAAGUCAUUGAUGGCGUCGACAUGCGGGCAGAAGUGGGGCUGCUGAGCAGGAACGUUGUGAUCAUGGGCGAGAUGGAGGGGCAGUGCUAUGAGUACAGCAGCAAGUUGUGCUCCUUCUUUGAUUUCGACACCUUUGGGGGACACAUCAAGAUUGGUCUUGAUUUUAAGGCUACCCAUCUUGAAGGUCUAGAACUGAAAUAUAUGGGCCAGCAGACAAUGGGACAUUACCCAAUUCACUUCCACAUGGCUGGAGAUGUAGACGAGAAAGGAGGCUACAACCCUCCAACAUAUGUGAAGGAUGUCUCCAUCCACCAUACCUUCUCCCGCUGUGUCACAAUCCACGGAUCCAAUGGUUUGCUGGUGAAGGAUGUUGUGGGUUAUGAUGCACUGGGCCAUUGUUUCUUUACGGAGGAUGGACCAGAAGAGCGCAACACAUUUGAUCACUGCCUUGGACUGCUUGUUAAACCCAGCACUCUGCUCCCUUCUGACCGAGACAGCAGGAUGUGCAAACUGAUCACAGAGGGUGCUUACCCAGGGUACAUCCCUAAACCCAGGCAAGACUGUAGCGCUGUAUCCACCUUUUGGAUAGCCAACCCACACAACAACCUUAUAAACUGUGCAGCUGCGGGGUCUGAAGAAACAGGCUUUUGGUUUGUUCUGCACCACGUGCCAACGGGGCCCUCGGCGGGCAUGUAUUCCCCCGGCUACUCGGAGCACAUGCCGAUGGGGAGAUUUUCCAACAACCGCGCACAUUCCAACUACCGAGCUGGAAUGAUCAUCGAUAACGGUGUUAAAACCACUCCUGCCUCAGCCAAGGACAAAAGGCCCAUUCUGACACUGAUUUCUGGGAGAUACAGCCCACACAAAGACGCUGAUCCUUUGAAGCCCAGGGAACCUGCAAUAAUUGAGCGCUUUAUUGCCUACAAGAACCAGGAUCACGGGGCCUGGCUGCGGGGCGGAGAUGUGUGGCUGGACAACUGCCAAUUUGCAGACAACGGCAUUGGGCUGACCCUGGCAAGCGGUGGGACCUUCCCUCACGAUGAUGGGUCUAAGCAAGAAAUCAAGAACAGCUUGUUUGUUGGUGAGAGUGGAAACCUGGGCACCGAGACGAUGGACAAUGAGAUCUGGGGACCUGGCGGCCUGGAUCACAGAGGCAGGACCCUGCCCAUCGGCCCGAAUUUUCCCAUUCGAGGCAUUCAGUUCUACGAUGGCCCAAUCAAUGUCCAGAACUGCACCUUCCGCAAAUUUGCUGCCCUGGAUGGUAGGCACACGAGUGCCUUGGCCUUCAGGCUCAACAAUGCCUGGCAGAGUUGCCCAAACAACAACGUCACUGACAUUCAUUUUGAAGACGUCCCUAUUACCUCAAGGGUCUUCUUUGGAGAACCUGGACCCUGGUUCAAUGAUCUGGAUAUGGAUGGUGAUAAAACAUCUGUUUUUCAUGAUGUAGAUGGUUCUGUGUCUGAAUAUCCAGGCUCUUACCUGAUAAAAGAAGAUAAUUGGUUAAUCAAACACCCAGACUGCAUUGAUGUGCCUGACUGGAGAGGUUCUAUCUGCAGUGGACACUAUGCACAGAUAUACAUCCAAGCCUACAAGCCAGCCAACCUCAAAAUGAAAAUAAUAAAAAAUGACUACCACAAUCACCCACUCUACUUGGAAGGGGCUUUGAGCAAAAGCACUCAUUACCAGCAAUAUCAGCCAGUUAUAACUCUGAGGAAAGGCUACACCAUUCACUGGGACAAGACAGCCCCUGAAGAGCUGACCAUAUGGCUCAUCAACUUCAACAAGAACGACUGGAUCCAAGUAGGGUUUUGUUAUCCUAAAGGGUCGACAUUUUCCAUUCUCUCAGACAUCCACAAUCGUCUCUUGAAGAAAACAAUCAAAACUGGAACCUUUUACAGAGUAUCUCAAAUGGAGAAACUGGAGUACAGAUAUCCUAGCAAAGGAUACUACUACUGGGAUGAGGACACUGGGCUGCUGUUUCUGAAACUUAAAGCUCAAAAUGAGAAGGAGAAAUUUGCUUUCUGCUCUGUCAAAGGCUGUGAACGAAUAAGGAUCAAAGCUAUGAUUCCAAAGACUGCUGGUGUCAGUGACUGUCAAGCCAUGGCUUACCCCAAGUACAUUGAGACGCCUGUAGUAGAAGUGCCAAUGCCUAAGAAGCUGUCUACUGUACAGCUGAAAACGAAGGACCACCUACUAGAAGUGAAAAUAGAAACUUAUAAGAAACAAUACUUCCACCUGAAGGAUGACUAUGCAUACAUUGAGGUUGAUGGUGUAAGGUAUUUCCUCACCGAAGAGGGCAUUCAGCUGAUAGUGAUCGAUGGACAUCAUGGGAAAGUAGUUGAUCGAGUAACAUUCAAGAACUCAAUUCUACAAGGAAUCCCAGCGCAGAUAGAAAACUAUGUCAACAACAUCAGAAAUCACUCUAUAGUGCUGGUGACAUCUAAAGGAAGAUUCAUUUCAAGAGGACCAUGGACUAAAGUACUGGAGAAACUUGGAGCUGAAAAAGGUUUUAGUUUAAAAGAAAAAAUGGCUUUUGUUGGAUUCAAAGGCAGCUUCCGUCCUGUCUGGGUGAAGCUGGUCACUAAUGAGGACUCAGCUAAAAUCUACCAAGCACUGCCAAUUCCUGUGGUGAAGAAAAUGAAGUUAUGAGGACGCAAAGCUUUGCCUUCUUCUGGCUGCCAGCACUGCCCCACUGGGAUGGACUACUGACUGUUCAUGACAGGCACAUUACAGUGUGCUCCAGAAGCGUAGCGUUUUGUUGUUGUCGUUGUUCAAAAAAAGAAAUCUUACUGUAAGUAGCUAAAGUGGCCGCAUGUGAUGGAAACGCAUUCCUCUGUGAUCAGCGCGUGUUCUGUGAUCGUCGGCACUUCGCCAGUUGACUUCCAUUGAUGUUGACGCUCAUGUCACUAAGCAAGGUUUGACCUGAUCUGCAAGCUGCUGGUUUUAUCAGCACGUCUAUGGCGUGUUGUCUCUGGAAAGGUGAGAUCUAGGGCUAAAGGCCACUGAGGAUUGUUGUUUGUACCAACCUCUAACUCGUCCAAACACUUUUCUUUCCCCUGGAGUAACCAGCCAACUCAAAGCCUUGAAAAUCUAAGGUAGAAGGUGUGGAUUUGAAUGACUACUUAGAUGCCAGGAAAUGUAACUGGACAGCAAGACUGUACCUUAAAUUUUCUGUGACAACUUAUCAAGCUCUUCGGGAUCUGUGUUGUACAUACAUGGCACAUAGUUGGGGAACAGAGGGGAGAGGAGUUAAGCAAGUGUACAAGAAGAGACUGAUGCAACCACAUCUUUCUGCUUGUUCAGAAAACGGUGGUUCUCCUGUACCUUCAGGUCUUCUAAUAGUGGUUUCUCAAAUGGGAGGUUUUCCUUCAUACACAACAGCAGCCAUAGCCUAGAAGGAAAGACCUGUCAGUCAGCACCAACACUUCCAUCCCUUUCUCUUCAGUCUGACCAUAUAUAUAUUCAGGACCAAUCUAGAAGGUGUAUGGUAGACAGUCAAAAAGGACAUCCUGUUCAAGAUUUCCAGUUCUCAGCUGGGAAUACUGAGACUUGUGUUUCUCAGCUACAAAUGGGUUGAGCAGCACUUACCUUUCCAGAUUGGGUCAGUCUCUUGGGUGUUGCUUUCCAGCCAAGUCCUUGGCCUUUGGACCAUGAGUAUCUUGACCUCCUGGAAGAGUUAUGUGAGUGGAAGAUGGCAGAGGUAGAAGUCUUUGAGGUCUUACCAGAUAGCUGAAGAAUUAGACUGGGAAUUCCCAUAUGCUAGUUGGAUGUUGUGUACCUGCUUCCCCCUUCCUUCAAAGCAUUAGGCUGGUAAUAAAGGCAGAUCAGUGAGAGUCAGGACUCCCGCACAGACAUUUCCUGAAGGUGGGAAUAUAAGCAUUGUCUUGUAAAAUAUUUUAAGCACUUCUGAUGUUCAGUGAUGUUUCUGUUUGUUGCUCAGAAAUGCCAUGAAAGCGUAUGCAGAGGCAGUGACUGUUAUAAAGAAGUUUAAGAGAGAAGUUUUAAAAGUAAAUAUGAAAGUCAAUUUUCCCAAUAUCUGGGUUUGUUUCCCCUCUUUGUCUCUCCCUGUCCAUAUUACUACAGAAAUUAUUCUGACUGCUGAUAAUUACUUCAUUUUGCUCUGUUUUAAUUAGAACUCCAGUAACUAAAUUGCUUCCCCCCCCACUUUCCAAAAUGCUGUCCUUUAGCUAGAAUGAAAGAGCAAUGAUGCUGCAGGUCAUCCCACAACAGGGCUGAUGCUGAGCUCUGUCAGCCCUGUCCCUCCUUUUUAGAUCAAUAUCUCUGAAAGGAGAAACAAUUGUGAGAAAAAGUCAGGUAGCACUGUAGGCUAUAUUUCCUUCCAGCCUCUCCUGGGUUUUGAAACUGGAAAUGUUCUUUUCAAGCUUAUAUCCGAGCUUUCCCUUUUUCUUCCCUUGCUUCUCAACAAGAGCCUGUUAAUGAAGGAGCAGCACAGUUGUUUUUGGGUUUGGGGCAUUUGCACUGUUUCUGGAAUGGAUGGACAAGUUAGUUAGGUGGUGGUGGUGGUGGUGGUUUUUUUUUUCUUACGAUGGUUUGGGGAAUUUCACCCUCAAAGCACAAACUCUUCCUUGGAAAGGUCCCGUUUAAGUUCAGCCAAACAUCACUUACCUGACAUUCUCUGAUAGGUGAAACAGAAUCAGAUCCCUGAAAUUGAGAAAUACACUGAAAAAAAGUCCCUGAGUGUGUCAGGCUGGUUUAUCCACACAUCUUCGUUCCUAUAAUUGCACCUGUACCAGUGGAGUACAUGUGCUUCCAUGAGAUGGACCAAAGUGUGAGCAUUUCUUUCAUGAGCACUUGACAUGGGCAGGAAAGCGAGGUUCAGAAUGUACCUGGUUUGGGAUCUGGUUUUCCACACCCCACUCUGUGAAGCACUUCUUCCCUGGUUGCUGGAGGCUCCCUAUAACUAUACAUGUGCAGAUGCCCAAAGGACCGUGCCCUAGGCUGGCUUCCUCUGCAUUUGUGCUAGAGUUGUAGCUUCUGAUUUUACAAUUUUUGGAAUUCUCAGGGUGAAAUCACAAGACUUGGCUCUAGGAAAACUUCUUCCUAAGAAAAUCUUGUCUUAUUAAGAGAAAAACACUUUAAGUAGCACAUUCUGUCAUGUAGAGCUUGUCACCUGGGGCCUGUUUGGAGCUAGGGCUGGGUCUCAUGCUGUGAAUACUUAGGACAGGAUCACUGCAGUCUGUAAGCCUGAGGGAUAAUGGAGCAUCAUAGCAGUGUACUGGGGCAGACACUCCUGUGAAAUGCAAAGGACUCCCACUGACGUGAAUCGGAUGAAGUCAGUGGGUUACUCUGAAGUCACAGCUUAGCCUGAUGCCAUCACCAGUCAGCAAUAGUUUUGUGCCAUAUGAUUCCUUUUUCAUCUUUAACUGUUGUAGAAAUUGCACCUGCACAUUUUGACUAGUGAAUUAACUGGCUGCUUGUACUUUGUAUGUCCAUUUAACAAUCCCUGCACCAGCUGCAAUGAUCCUCUUUAUAAGGUUUUAUUACUGCAAACGUUCCCAUCUCUGCCUACCCAGUUGCUGUUGUCAGAGUGAUUUUUUGAUUGUUUUUUUGUUCAGAUGCUUGUUUGGUUGGAUGUUUGGGGUUUUUUUGUUUUGUUUUUGCAUUCUGUUCAAAUGCUUGUUUUACCUGUCGCCGAAAUAGCUGGUCCUUUUUCGGGUUAGAUGUAUAGUGUUUUGUACAUUUUCUUAGAGACUUUCCAAUGAAAAAGAUAUAUUUUCUAUUUAUUUAUUACAAUGGCACUAAGACAACUAAAUUGCAGACAUACGAAGCAUCUUUACUGGAGUUUAGCAUUGGCUAGGUUGUUAAGGAGGUCGGCAAUAUGGCUUUUCUGAUAAUCUGCUUUGCACUUGAAAGCUCUCUAUGUCCGCAGAAUGUGGUAAUGAAUUGACUGUCUGUUUUGUGGUGACAAGAGCUGUCGGGACAUUCGUUCCAAAAGAUCGUGGCUUACAACUGAAAUAACAUGUAGUUGUUUGGAGUACACAACGUUUAUCAAAAUAAAUAUUCAAUGCAAGUUUCUCAUUUUACUUUAUUGUCUUGCUUCUUCAGUGUACAUCUGUAAUGAUCAGGUGGCGUUUGCUGGAAUAGCUCCUUCUGCAGCCAACAGUGUUCAGACCAUCGCACCCAGUGCCUCAGCUUUGCUCUUAGCAGCUUGCUUUCCUAAGAAGAUACAGGUGAUGCAGUUUUGCUAGGUCUGAAGUGGAGACCAGCCCAGGACUUGUUACAUCAUCUGAGAGAGAUACACUGCUCCUUGGUUACAUUCAAAGACAAAACCUUUGAAAACCUCUUCCAUGUGAGGACGUGGGGAGGUCCUGGUGUCCUCUCAGCCCCAUGUCUCUCACCCUAUAAGCACACCCCUUGUUGCUGGAGGCAGGGGAUGCUGUGGGGUGUGAAGGGCACUGAGAGGAACCCUGCUGCUGUGAUCUGUCACACCACAACACAGUGAGGAGGCUGUCGGUAGAAACUCCAGCAACGCUGGAGUUGUUCCAUGCCUGUGCUUCUCUAAGCUCCCUAGCAACUCCUUCAUGUUAUAACCAUGGAUAUCUGAAGUUCACACCACUAUUAACAAGGUUACCAGCACCCGAAAGACAAGAGCUAAAAGCAAGAACAGAAAAGCAGCAGGCCCUCUGUGUGCAUACAACAGGGAGGAUGAUUAAUAUCCAUAAAGCAAUGUGAAAUAUGUACUAGUUUGGAUAUUUGUGAGAUCUCACAUGAGAUGGCACAUAGAGCCACACUGCCUCUGCCAGCAGCACUGCAAGGGCUGCAGUGCCUUCAAGUGCCUCAAUCCAUAUCUAUGUCCAACACCAAAAAUAAUCCAUUUAAAAAUAUAUAUUUAUUAGAAUUAUUACUAUUAAUUUAAGUGAUGGUAACAGACCUGCUUUUGCUAUAAGAAACAUCUAUAGCUGCAGUAACAUCAACAACAAGGACGCUGCUUUAUUAAGUAGCAUUAUAUUGUUCCACUGUUCUGUUACCCUUACUGUGAAGAAGUUUCUUCUCAUAUUUAUGUGGAACCUCCUACAUUCCAGCUUGCACCCAUUGCCCCUUGUCCUAUCAUUAGAUGUCACUGCAAAGAGCCUGGCUCCAUUCUCCUGACACUUCUGACCCUUUACAUAUUUAUAAAUGUCAAGAGGUCACCCCUCAGCCUCCCCAAGCUAGAGACCCAGUUCCCUCAGCCUUUCCUUCACUCCUUUAAUCAUCUUUGUGGCUCUGCACUGGACACACUCACACAGUUCUUUGUCCUUCUUGAAAUACCAGGCCCAGAACUGACACAAUACUCCAGAUAUAGCCUCACCAGGGGCAGAGUAGAGGGGAAGGACAGCAGGGUAGAGGAAACAGCACAGUGCCCUUUGAGGGAUUCCACUGGAUACAGGCCUCCUACUAGACUCUGUCCCAUUGACCACAAUUCUCUGGCUUCUUUCCUUCAGCAAGCUCACAGUCCACCUCACUACUCGACCAUCCAGACCCCACUCUCAGUUCAGCUGCAAGGAUGCUGUGGGAGAUGGUGUCAGAUGCUUUACUAAAAUCCACCACAUCCAUAUCCACCACUUCACCGUCAUCUAGCCAGCUGGUUAAAUCUCCAAAAAAAAAAGGCUACUAGGUUGGUCAAGUAUGACUUCCCCUUAGUGAAGCCAUGUUGACUGCCUCUAAUGACGCUCUCAUCCUUGAUAUGCCUGGAGACAGCACCAAGGACAAAUUAUUCCAUCUCCUUUGCAGGGUUGGAGGUGAGGCUGAACUGGUCUGUGGUUACCUGGGUUCUCCUUCUUGCCCUUUUUAAAGACUGGAGUGACAUUAGCUUUCCUCUAGCCCUCAGGCACCCCUCCCAUCCCCCACAACUUACUUAAGAUAGUGGAGAGUGGCCUAGCAGUAACUUCUGCCAGCUCCCUCAGCACCCGUGGGUGCAUCCCAUCAGGACCCAUGGAUUCAUGGAUGUCCAGAUUGCUUAACUGGUCUCUAACCUCAUCAACCGAAGCAAAUUACUCCUUUAUCCUGACUUCCUCUGGGGCCUCAAGGUACAUGCAGGGCAGCCUCCAGCUGUGUUGACAGAGACAAAUAAGGCAUUUAUAUCUGCAACAUAUUUGAAGAAGCCCUUUCUGUUGUCUUUGACCCCUCUCUAAAGAUUUAAUUCUAAGGAGGCCUUAGUUUUCCUAGUUGUCUCACUACAUCCUCUGACAACAGUAUUAUACUCCCCACAAGUGGCCAGUCCUUCCUUCUAUGAUCUGUAGGCUCCCUUCUUCCACUUGAGUUUGCACAGCAGUUCUCUGCUUGACCUUGCAGAUCUCCUGGCUGCCUUCCUUGACUUCCUACCUGUUGGGAUGCUCUGAUCUUGACCUUGAAAGAAGCAGUCCUUGAAUGCUAGCCAACUAUCAUGGGCCCCUUUACCAAGUACCCUGUCCCAUCAGAUUUCUGCUAGCAAUUGCUUGAAAAGGCCAAAGUUGGCCUUUCUGAAGUCCAGGGUUGUGAUUCUGCUUGGUAUUCUGUUUCUGCCACAUGAAAUACUGAACUCCACCAUCUCAUGAUCACUGCAACCAAGGCUGCUUUCAACCUUCACCACUUCAACCCAUUACUCUCUCUGUUAGUGAGAACAAGAUCCAGCAGCUGUCCUCUCCUAGUUGGUUCAUCCAUUUGCAUCCAGAAAAGUUAUCAUUAAUGCACUGGAGGAACAUCCUGGACUGUGGCUGGCUCGCUGAGUGGGCCUUCCAGCAAAUAUCAGGGUAGCUAAAAUCCCCCAUGAAUACCAGGACUUAUAACUGUGAGGCUGAUAUCAGCUGCCUAUAGAAGGGCUCGCCAACUUCCCUGUCCUGAUCCAGUGGCCUGUAAUAGACAACCACAACACUAUCAACCAGGCCAGCCUGCCCCUUCUCACCCACAAACUCUCAACUUGCUUCUCAUCUACUCCUGGACCGUACUCAAUGAAUUCUAGUUGUUCUCUCCCAUAGAGAACAACCUUGCCUUGCUGGUCUGUCUUUCCUGUAAAGAACAUGGCCAUCCAUGACAUUAGUCAUCUGACCUGUCCCACCAUGCCUCUGUAAUUGCCACCAGAUCAUAAUCUCCUGCCCUAACACCGCUUUCUGACUCCUGCUUAUUCCCCAUGCUACAUGCAUUGGUGUACAGGCUCUUCAGGGAGCAAGCUGAGCACACUGAUUUCAACCCUAAGGAGAGGGGAAGCACCCCAGUCUUUAUCAGUACUAGAGUGCUGCCCCACCAGUGCCAAUCCAGCUACAACUCCAUCCCAUUCUGAAUCUAGUUCAAAGCUCUCUGAGUGAACCCUGCUGAUUCCUGUCCCAGAACCCAACCAGCAAAAUUGUUAAGAAUUAGAAACAUCACAGCACCAGUAAAAUGAUCUGUAAAAGCAGAGGCAGCUCCAUGGCUCUCUGCAUUGCUAUAAACAUGCCAUGCAAUCAAGGAAAAUUCUGAAAAAGGUAAAUGCUCCCUGAAUAAAAUAAAAAAAAAGAAAAAGGAAACGAGCCACAGAAAGAGAAGAAAUAUUUCCUGAGCCUUAUUACAAAGCCCAAGAUAACAGCGGCCAAAUAUCAAAGAGAAGUAGGCUGCCCUGUAUCUUAAUGGAAUGUUAUUUUAUGAUUUCCUUUUUCAAAAAGAAUUUUAAAAAUUUAGUAACAGUGACAGAGACCUUUUUGAAACCAAAGCUGACCUGGCUUCUCAAAGAGAAAUGCUUUGACAGCACAAGUGAAAACCAGAAAUCCUGUUGGCUACAGAGCUGCUCAGUGUGUCAUAAUAGAUAACAAUGGAAUUUUAAAAAUGUGUCCUUCGCUUAGAAUGAGAGAGCAGUGCUGGAGACAAACCAAAAGAGAUUUUUUCCUGCUGGAAAAGAUGCAGAAGAUGACCAUGUAGCAGAUAAGAUAGAGAUAAAAGCCUGCUAACAGCUAUGGUUUCACAGUAAUCCUAUGACACUGAAAUUUAUUACAUGUACCUCUUAGUGAUGUAGUAAUGACCACAAAUCGAAUUCUCAUCUUUCCAGAAAGAAGCAUUUACAAUGCUUGAAUGUCCUAAAUAAUAACAUUUAGUCACUGCUGAGGGUGUUUUGUUCCAUAUUUAAGCACUAGCAUUCACUUGUUAUACAGGCUAGCUAGGUCUUCCAUGUAGAGUAAACAUCAGCUUUGCUUACUCACUUUGCUCCAUAAAGUUAGGUCUCCAAGAAUAGGGAAUGCACUUGUUCUCUUAUAGCUAGAAAUAUAAAUUAGAAAAAUACAUUCAGUAGAACAGAUGAGGCAUAUGGUAUACAUUGGACUUAGUUUGAAAAUGAAAUUAGAUGCUUAUUCCAAUAUUUUAAUCAAUAAAAUCAAACGAAAAGUUUUCACAAAGUAUGACAUUUUCUGUAGUAACAUUGCCAAACUAUCUUCUGAGAAUGGCAGCUGGGUUAAAAUACAAAGAUAACCCAGCAAAUUUAGUUGUGGCAUUAGAACAGAGAAAUAAUUAAAGUGGAGUAGAGAAAGGCAGAAGUUUAGCUGUCAUGACAGCAGGCUUUUUUCCACAUACCUGUGUGUAGAGCUUAGAUAAGGAGGCAAGAACAAGAAGUUAUCAUCUCCAACUAAACAAAAUUACCUUCAAGAAGCUCAGUUUCAAUAUGUAUAUAUAUGCAACAUAUAUACACACAUGCAUAUAUAUUGUUUUUGGGUCUCUUCAAUCAGUACAACAUAACACUGCUUAUAUAAAGCUGCACCAGUCCAAGCGCCAUGGUCCCAAAGACUUUUAGAGGGAAAAAUCAAAUGAGCCAUCAUUUUUAAUUUAAAAAAAAAGUGGCAUAAAACAUGACUUCAUUUGGCACACACUAAUUACUCAGUAACAAACAACUGGUCAACAGGUGUGCUGAAUUUCAGCAAAGCUCCCUCCACCCUAUUAACCACAAAAGGAAGAGACCCAGCUUGCUGUAAACACAGCCUUUCGACCGACAACAACAAGCACUGCUUCUCAGAAGUUGGACUACAGUUACAAGGUAGUGAUCAACCCUCCUCCUUUGCUUUGAUUUUCUAUUAUUUGUUGCAUUACUUAAAUACUUAGCUCAUUAAAACCCAGUUUGAAAAAAAACAAAAAAAAAACAAAAAAACACAACCAAAACUCAAGCCAGAAAGAA
Lagopus muta (rock ptarmigan) is the source of this 16107-nucleotide messenger RNA. It is a transcript of the gene CEMIP, whose product is annotated as cell migration inducing hyaluronidase 1. The transcript has 29 exons. NCBI's taxonomy places the organism in Eukaryota, Metazoa, Chordata, Aves, Galliformes, Phasianidae. The record is from RefSeq and is a predicted model, not a curated record. Bases 3567 to 7649 code for a protein of 1360 amino acids.